Molecule: messenger RNA, 2100 nt
Organism: Onychomys torridus (southern grasshopper mouse)
Lineage: Eukaryota; Metazoa; Chordata; Mammalia; Rodentia; Cricetidae
Product: TBCC domain-containing protein 1-like
Biological process (GO): maintenance of Golgi location; maintenance of centrosome location
Cellular component (GO): spindle pole centrosome
Source: RefSeq, a predicted model, not a curated record
AUGGAGAAAUCCAAAGCACUUGUGGACUUCCCCGAGAGAAGUCCCAUGUCCCAUAACCCCGUGUCUCAAGGGAAGAGAAUCCAACUGAAACAUGGGGACUUUGACCAGAAUGUAGGAAAAGGAGGGUCUGGAACUCCACAGCAUCAGAACAGCAACGCUGAGGGCGGACCUGAGGCCAGUGACGACAAGUUAGAAGCCUGGAGGUGCCGGCACAAAAGACGUGAUAACUGCGCAGUCAAUGGCGGUAACAGCCAGGGGCACGGAAAGAAGAAAGCUCUAGAAGACCUCUUCACUGAGGACACAACGUGUUCCCAGGACGGCUCUGGCACAAACCUUCUCAACCUCGGUCCGCCAGGGCGCGGAGAGGGGUGGUGGUAUGCAAAGAAGCCACUUUGUCCUGAUGUCUUUGGAGAUACUACGGAUGAGUCGGGAGUUCUCCUCUGGGUAAAAGCAGAACCAUUUAUAGUGGGUGCCUUGCAAGUCCCACCCCCCUCCAAAUUCAGUCUUCACUACCUCAGGAAGAUAGCCUCCUGUGUGCGGACUCGGGCCACAGAAGGCGCCUACCCACGCCUGUACUGGUCUACGUGGAGACACAUAGCAUGUGGAAAGCUGCAGCUGGCCAAGGAGCUAGCAUGGCUUUACUUUGAGAUAUUCGAUAAUCUUUCAGUGAGGACACCUGAGGAGCGCCUGGAGUGGUCUGAAGUUUUGUCCAACUGCACGACCGAAGAAGAAGUGGAAAAGAAAAGAAAUCAGCUUUCAGUGGAUACCCUGCAGUUUCUGCUCUUCUUGUACAUCCAGCAGUUAAACAGGAUCUCCCUGCGGACAUCUUUGAUUGGGGAAGAGUGGCCCAGUCCCAGAAGCAGACCGCAGUCUCCUAACCUAACUGAAAGGACCAGUUGUAAUAAUAAGAAUUGGAACGACUACAGUCACCAGGCUUUUGUCUGUGACCAUCUGUCGGAUCUCCUCGAGCUGCUUCUAGACCCAGGACAACUUAGUGCGUCCUUCCACUCAACCCACAGCAGUGUGCUCUCUCAAGACGCCAUCCCGGCGCUCAGCUUCCUCAUUGAGGGCACCGUGAGCAGAACCAGGAAGGUCUACCCCCUUCAUGAACUUGCACUGUGGCAGCCGCUGCAUGCAGAAAGUGGCUUCUCGAAGGUCUCGAAGACGUUCUCUUUAUACAAGCUGGAAGCCUGGUUGAGAGCCUGUUUGACUGCAAAUCCCUACUGCCCAUCCGCUUGCCUCAAGUCUGGAAAGAAAUUGGCUUGGGCUCACCAAGUUGAAGGUGUGACCAAAAGAGCAAAGAUUACUUGCAAUACUCGCGGGGCCCCUUGGAUACACCGCAUGGUGGUGAUGAGCCAGGUACACAGGCAAACUCUGGUCAAGAGCUCAGACACUCUAGCAGGAGCACACGUCAGGGUUCAUCGCUGCAAUGAGUCUUUCAUAUAUUUGCUCUCCCCCUUGCGAUCCGUGACAAUUGAAAAAUGCAGGAAUAGCACCUUUGUGCUGGGUCCUGUGGAGACGGCUCUCCACCUACAUGACUGUGAGAAUCUAAAGGUCAUUGCUGUCUGCCACCGGCUGUCCAUCUCCUCUACAACUGACUGCACCUUCCACAUUAUGACACGGUCACGCCCACUCAUUCUCUCUGGGAACCAGAGAGUAACUGUGGCCCCGUUUCAUACCCAUUACCCAAUGCUAGAGGACCAUAUGGCCAGGACUGGCCUUGCUACGGUCCCCAAAUACUGGGAUGACCCGAUGGUUGUGUGCAGAGAAAGCCGUGAUGCAAGAGUCUUCCGGCUCUUGCCACCUUGUGAGUUCUACGUGUUUAUUGUUCCCUUUGAGAUGGAAGGGGACAUGGUGGAGAUCCCUGGGGGUCUCCCCUCGGAGCACCAGAAAGUGCUGGCUCAGAGAGAUCAGAAGAUUCAGAUCUGGCAGAAAACUGUGAAGGAGGCUCGUCUGACAAAGGAGCAGAGGAAGCAGUUCCAGGUCCUUGUGGAGAACAAGUUCUGCGCAUGGUUGAUUGAGACAGGUCUUGGGAUAAGAAUCAGAUCAGUGGGCGCGGCAGGAAGCACCUAUAUGUACCGAGCCAUCUCACCAGCCUGA